Molecule: messenger RNA, 1731 nt
Organism: Labrus bergylta (ballan wrasse)
Lineage: Eukaryota; Metazoa; Chordata; Actinopteri; Labriformes; Labridae
Gene: nit1
Product: nitrilase 1
Molecular function (GO): hydrolase activity, acting on carbon-nitrogen (but not peptide) bonds, in linear amides
Source: RefSeq, a predicted model, not a curated record
AAGAACAGAGAAGAAGAAAUGCACGGCUGACCCUCUCUGUUGUACAGUGAACACAGAGCAAACCAAACAGUGCAGGUGCCAUGCUGUAAGGGGUCACUGGGACCAAUGUUCAUGGUGAGGUGCAUUGUGGGAACAUCUGCAAAGUCUCUGAGACAACGGAUCAAACUGCAGAGCAGGAUGUCCACUCUGCCUCGCCCCUUGGCUGCUGUUUGCCAGGUGACAGCCACCCCGGACAAACAGGCCAACCUCUCUGCCUGCAAAGAGCUGGUGGAGGAAGCCAAGGCUCGAGGGGCCAGCAUGGUUUUCCUACCCGAGGCCUUCGACUACAUCGGAUCCAGUCGAGAGGAGACGCUGUCUCUAUCUGAGAGCCUGACGGGAGACACGAUGUCACAGUACACUCAGCUGGCCAGGAAGUUGGAAGUGUGGCUGUCUUUAGGAGGAUUUCACGAACGAGGACACGACUGGGAAUCUGACCGAAGAAUCUACAACAGUCACGUGAUAAUAAAUGAUAAAGGUGACAUCAUUUCAGUCUACAGGAAGUCCCAUUUGUUCGACGUGGAGCUGCCAGAAAAAGGCAUAUCCCUUAAAGAAAGCGCAUUCACCAUCCCGGGACCUUCGCUUGUAUCCCCGGUCCAAACUCCCAUCGGCAAAGUCGGACUUGGUAUCUGCUAUGACCUGAGAUUCCCCGAGUUAUCUCUGGCUCUACAAAGGUCCGGAGCUGACAUUCUGACUUACCCAUCAGCCUUCACUGUGGCUACAGGAGCCGCUCACUGGGAGGUGUUACUGCGUGCGCGGGCGAUCGAGACGCAGUGUUUCGUCUUGGCGGCGGCGCAGGUCGGCCGGCACCACGAGAAGCGCUCGUCGUACGGCCACGCCCUGGCGGUGGACCCCUGGGGGGAGGUGCUGGGGGACUGUGGGGAGAAGCCGGGGAUGAUGCUGGUGGAGAUCGACCUGGAGAAGGUGGCGAGCACCAGGAGGAACAUGCCGGUCCAACAGCAUCGCAGAGACAAGGACUUCUAUCAGAGUGUGGAGGAGACAUGAUGACAGGAGGAGAAAAUAAACUUUUCAUAAAUAAUAACAAGGGACACAUGGAGUCAUUUUGUACGUCAUGUGAGGAGUUGAUUCAUUGUAGCCAAAUGUUGAAAUCUUUCUUCUCAAUUUUUUUUUUUUUUGAUUUUCUGGCUUAACUUUCGAGUCAUCUCGUCAUCUCUGCUGCAGGUUCUCUUAUUUGCACAUACAAAAACAGUCCAAUCAAGAAAAGAUUGACAGGGUUUAUAUUCAAGACGAUACAAAAAAAAAAGUUUCAAAACAGCACAUACGUCCAGAUCGUUAAGUUGUGGGUGCUGGACAGAAAUACAAAAGAAAAAGGAACAUCAGAAGCUGCUCCAAAGUGCAUUUAAUGAAGUUUUAUCCCCACAUGUGACACACUGAUGAAGGGGCCAGGACCCAAAAUGUCACAACUGGUGAUAAACUUCAUUAAAUUCUGAACAAGGUAAUACUCCAAGUGGUCAAUAGAUGGUACUGUGGAGCUGAAACGAGAAAAUGGAAGCCCUCCUUUUAAAACAUUCCUGUUUCAUGUAGUUAAGUUAUGUGCCUGUAUAUUUGGUACUGAAUGUAUAUCUACAAAUUCAACUGUAAAGUUUUGUGUGACAUUACGUUUGUUAAAAUAAAAACUGUUGGAGAUUAAUAAAGAUUUAUAAAGAUGAUAAACUCACUCACACCGUAACAUCA